AUGCGUCCCCACUGCUGCAAGCGCGAGACCAAGACCCGGGCACAGCAUGCUCCCCCGAGGUGGAGCGUGGUCAUGGAUCUCGCCGAGGGCACCAAGUGCAGCCCAGAUGGGCUGUCGGAGGAGAUGAGCAUCGAGCACGACGGGACUGUCACCGGCCAAGGAGGCCAAGAUACAAACGAAGGCACGCCGCAGUCGAGUGGCGCCAGGUGCAAAAGGGCUGUUGGAAUGGCUUUGGUAGUGCUGGGGAUGGUGACCGCCUGGGGCUCCGGCACAACCAUUGUCACCGGCGCCACCGGCGGCAUGGGCAGCGCCAUCGUCUCUCACAUCAUGAGGAGAUCCGACCUGGCGGAAACACAGACUGGCAUCUACACUGUCCGCAAGCCAUCCUCCGCCCCAGCCUUGCGCAAGGCGCUCCAAAGCGCGCCUUCGUCACACAAGCAUGAAGUCGCGGCGUUGGAUCUCUCCUCGAUGGAGAGGGUGCGCGCGUUCGCCAAGGACAUCAACGAGCGAGUGACCAGCGGCGCGAUACCACCCAUCAGAGCUCUGAUCCUGAACGCAGGAUAUCAGGACCAUAAAGAAAUAAACAUGACCUCGGACGGCUACGAGACGACAUGGCAGGUCAACUACUUGGCCAAUUUCUUGCUCGCCCUGCUGCUCCUACAGAGCAUCGACAAGAAGGAGGGGCGCAUCCUCAUCGUGGGAAGCUGGACGCACGACGUCGACGAUGCCCGCAACAAGUCGGGCGGUCAGGAUCCCUACAGCGCGCCUCUCUGGAACAGCCUCUUUCCUGACCUCGACGACCUGGCCCGAGGCAGAUGGAGCACGCCCCAAGACGACCCGUCAUGGCUGUCCGGUUUCCGUCGGUACGGCGCGAGCAAGCUCUGCGUCGUCAUACUGCAACAAGAGUUGGCGCGGCGCGUAGCGCGCGACCCAGACCUAUCGCACAUCGCGGUCAUGGGGCUAGACCCGGGCGCCAUGUCCUCCGAUCUGCUGCGACGCGGUAGCUUCUUCUUCACGUGGUUCCUGGCCUGGUUCGUGCUGCCCGUCGCGGGGGCGCUGUCUGUGCACCUCAACCCCAACGGGCCCAUGAGGACGACCUGGAAGAGCGCUGGCGAUGCCGUGCGGGCCUGCUUCGAUAUAGACUCGCCCGCCGGGCAGCCGCUGUACCUCAACGGGACGGAUGAGUUCGAGGUCGCAAAGGACGCGCAGGACGAAACCAAGCGACGCAAGCUAUGGGAGUACAGUCUUCAGGCUGGUGGCAUUCGGGAGGGCGACACGGUGCUGGAGGAUUGGAAAUAA
Emericellopsis cladophorae is the source of this 1299-nucleotide messenger RNA. Its product is annotated as Short-chain dehydrogenase TIC 32. The coding region runs from base 1 to 1299 and encodes 432 amino acids. Gene Ontology annotation, cellular component: mitochondrial outer membrane; endoplasmic reticulum membrane; lipid droplet. NCBI's taxonomy places the organism in Eukaryota, Fungi, Ascomycota, Sordariomycetes, Hypocreales, Bionectriaceae. Gene Ontology annotation, molecular function: 3-beta-hydroxysteroid 3-dehydrogenase (NADP+) activity. The record is from RefSeq and is a predicted model, not a curated record. The transcript has 5 exons.